CCAAUAAAAUUACAUAUUGAGUCGGAUAUCCCUAAAUCCAAACCCAACCCAACUCAACCCGGUGAAUAAUGUACGGAUUUAAACCCAAAUCCAACCUAAAACUCUUCCACGCGAGUUUUAUACGUUGGUUCGGGUUUUAUUGACAUGCCAAUAUGCAAGAACUCAAGCCGCGGGCCUCACAUAUCCAUGGCCCGGCACAGCCAACUCGCUCGGCCCGAGAAAGCCCAUUAACAACCCGGCGUUUGGCCAAAUUUCCGGCGAAUCCGGAAAAAUCCCCAAACAUUUCAAAAAAAAAAAAUUCAAUCAGCUCAGCGCACGAACAAGAAGACAAAGGGUGGGUCGUCGCUCCACUAUCGUUUUGCUGAAGCUUUGCCAUCGAUUGUUGUCGGCCUUUCCGCUUCUACAACCAGUUUUUAGUGUUUUUAGUUUUUACCACCGCGCCAAAAGAUCCUCCUUCGAAGUUUAAGAGUAAUCAUGGAGAAAAACUUAUUCAACGGCCGGAUUUCACCUUCCACCUCCGCCGGUGCUGGUUCCCGCCACGCCGCGUCGGCGAGAUCGGCUUCUCCUCCUCUCCAACCAAACUACAGUAGCCUGGCCGUUCAAAAAGCAUUGGAACAUCUGGCAUCAAUUGAUUUAAUUGAGCUGUGCAGUGAAGCAAAAGUUGAGCGCUGUCGGGCAACCAGAGAUUUGAGGAGUUGUGGACGUUAUGUGCAGCAUGUAUUGGACUCAUGUGGGCAUGCUUCCUUAUGCAAAGAGUGUAGUCAAAGAUGCGACUCCUGCCCAAUUUGCAGAAUUCCCAUCCCAAAGAAUAACAGUAGGCUUCGUCCUCGACUUUACUGUGAGUGCAUAGAGGCGGGCCUCAUCUCCAAAAGAUGUGAUGAAAGAUUUCAAGAGAAAGAAGAUGGUGAUGAUCAAUUGACUGCAGAUGUGCUCCGUCUCUAUGCUUUGUUUGAUGUUGCUAUGGAGAAUAACCUGGUCUCAUUGAUUUGCCACUAUGUUACUGAUGUUUGCAUGGAUGAGAGUGCCGUGUCUAGUGAUCCAGUAAUUGCUUUCUUGUUGGAUGAAGUAGUUGUGAAGGACUGGUGCAAAAGAACAUUCCAGAAUAUCAUUGAAGAGCUUCAUUCAAUAUAUGAUCCUGCAGCAGAAGACAUGGGUAAAAGGAUUGGUUUACUUCUCAAGCUUUCAUCCCAUCUUGAUGAGAUAUCCAAUGUGCUAGAAGUUCUGGAUUCAUCAUUUAAAGGAAGCUCUUCAGCACAACUCAACGACUUGCAGUUUCUGCAUGAAAGUGUCUCAAAGGCAAAGCAGCAUGCUGACAUUAUGACCUGGUGUAUACGGAAUGAAUUUCUGGAAAAUGUGAGGACUCGGUAUGGAAAUUUAGCAUCAUGGCGCUCUGUUGUACGGGCAAGGAAGGCUGCUGCAAUUAAGCGUUCAUGGCCUGAUGCGGUGAAUCAUUCUGCUGAGUCGAGUAUGCAUGCAGGUUCUCUCUUCAUUGAAGAUGCUUUAUCAAAUAUUGAAAUUCCUCAAGGUCAUCCACAGCACAUGGAAGAAGAAUUGCGGCUUGCAUCUUUGCAGAAGGAUAGAGAGUCACUUUUCAGGUCUAAACUAGAGGGACUGGCAAUAUGCUAUCCUUUUGAAAGCCUCCAAGCUGCUGUUGAUGCGCUCUUCCUAACCGGAAGUUCUGACACGGUGGUUGCGAAGGAGGCAAUUUUUCUUUACUACAUUUUCGACAGGCAUUGGACAACACCAGAUGACAACUGGAGAAGUAUCAUAGACGACUUUGCAGCUACAUUUGGAAUAACUAGACAUUCUUUGAUAGAAUCACUAACAUUUUAUCUUUUAGACGAUGAUAGUGAUGAAGCUCUGCAGGAAGCUAUUAACCUUCUUCCUGAGAUCUGUGGCCCAUCAACUCAUCCAAAAAUUGCUCAAGUAUUGCUGGAACGGGGAGUUCCAGAAACAGCUUUAAUGGUGCUUCGGUGGUGUGGGCAUGAUGGAUCAGAAAUUGUGUCACUUAGUGAGGCUGUUACUGCAGUCAGGGUCAGGGUGGAAUGUGGACUUCUGACUGAAGCUUUCAUGUAUCAAAGAAUGCAAUGGACCAAAGUUAGGGAGAAGAACUCAAAGGGAGGACCACCAAAGGCUGGUCCUGACGAUUUAGAAACCAAAUCCAGCAGAUGGGGGGACUGGCUGGAGACUUUGGUAACUGAAAUUUGUUGUCUUUGCAUGAAAAGGAAUUUGGUGGAUCGAAUGAUUGAAUUGCCAUGGAAUUCGGAUGAAGAGAAGUAUCUUCGUAAGUCUCUUCUUGAUUGUGCCAUCCAUGAUCCUUCAACGACUACUGGAAAUCUUCUUGUAGUGUACUAUCUUCAGCGAUAUCGUUACACCGAGGCAUGUGAAGUCGAUGCCAAGCUUCAGCAUGUGGAGCAGGAUUUUAUCUCGGUGAAUUCAAUUGAUGAAGGAGUUCUAUCAAGAAUGAGGUCGGCAAGUCACUGGAGGUCUGCACUCGUUGAGAAAUCUAUGCAGCUGUUGUCCCCGAUUCAACAGCAACUGGUUAAGGAUGGUAUUCUUAGAAUCUGCGGCUCUACUCCUGAUGAAGAGACCGAUCCACCUGGAAAGUCCAACGCUACAAUAGAAGAACACCCGACUUUUUCAAGCAGUUUUGUGGUUCCCUCAAAUAUAAAGUCUUCUUCUAUUGUUUUACCUUCAGAAUAUGCCAAUCCUCCAUUCAAAUCAUCUCUUCAUCAUCAAACUCCAGCAACCGUAGGUGGAUCGAUGACAGCCAAUCGCCGGUUUGAUAAUGGCAAUUACCGCACUCCAGCAGGGUUGAAGAAUCACCACCAAAGCAGCAGCAUCAGCAGGAACUUAAAACUUGACGAUGUCUCAACUCCCGCGAAGGAGACGAGCAGAUCUUCAAACCGACACCUGCAUCACUACCAUCAACAGGAUAGUUACACCGAAGUUGAAACAGAUGGGUUUGAUGCGACUUCUGUAAAAGAUCCCAUGGAUGUUGUCCUUAUGAGUGGUGGCAAGAAGGCUUCAUUGAUCGACAAGAUCAUAAAUGGCGGGCCUAGAUGGAGGUCUGAUGAAACCAGUGACGAAGAAGUGGGAGAAGAGAGUCCUGGUAGAGCUGCUGCUGCUGCUGGUUUCACAGUCCCUUGGAGGGGUAAUAGAAGAGUUAGGGUUGCCAGAAGAUGAUGAACAUUAUCUUUUAUGCUGGUGAUGCUGGUCUUUUUCUACCAGAAGAAAGCAACAACAAACCUUAACACCCUGCAACAUCUGGGAUGUUUGUAACAGUUGGAGCACAGUUUCGGAGACUUCAACUGGGAUAACUUCCACCACCGUAACACCUUACUAUUACUAUGAUCAUCGUCGCAUUCUUUAGUAUUACUUACUACUACUUUCACAACUGAUUUCGAGUCGAAGAAAACUCGAUUACGGAAAAUGUCCGAACCAAAUUUUGUACGGUUUGAAUUCGGUUUGCCCCGAUCCCUGUAACUUCCCUUCAUUGCAUGGGAUGGGAGUUGUUCUUGACGAGGAUGUGAACAAUGAUAAGGUGUUUUGGCCGCUUCCAUUUUCGGUUCAUUGUUUCUGCAUUCUAAGGUUCUGAGGUAAAACUGAUAUAACUUAAACAUUGAUCCAACUUCAAAUUUACAUAAAGCAAGCAACCCAUGCACUUUUGAGUUCAGGGUAUAGUAUACACAUUGAUCUUUCCACGGAGAAUCAGUUUCAAGUACUCAAAAUCCAGAUCAUUUUUUGUUGCUGCAGAUGACCAAUGUGAAGCUAAUGCAGAACAGCAGAAGGGCAGUGAAACAAUGUGCGACCAUUUAUGGAAGAUAUGGCGACUGGGUAUAUGAUCAAAUGGGAGAAUUAGCAUCUAAUAUACAAUACAGAGCCACCCACCUUACCUACAGAGACUUUGAAUGAAGAGGCAAUAAAGUUGAAUGAUUUAUUAGUUAGUUAUUACAGCAAACGCCGAUGAGGAUCUUUCAGCGAAUGCCGGAAAUAUAGUAAGCUUCCUCUUUUACUCUAGAGUGAUUUCAUUUAGAGAAUUGUGACCAGAAUUUCAAAGAACAUUUUGACGGAAAAUAUUACCAGAAGAAAAUAAAGUUGGUUUUCGAGG
This is a messenger RNA of Linum trigynum, 4111 nucleotides long. NCBI's taxonomy places the organism in Eukaryota, Viridiplantae, Streptophyta, Magnoliopsida, Malpighiales, Linaceae. The record is from the annotation of a GenBank genome assembly.